UCGAAUCAUAAUGGCGGCUCGACAAACAUCCAGUCCCGUCAGUGUAUUCGGCCAAUAUUUGACUCAGUGCUACUCGCGCCGCGCCAGUGAGAGGUCGCCGUGGACGAGCGUCGUGUGUUUGAAAUUGUUUAGUUUCGUGUUCGACCGGGCAGUGAUAAACAGAAGUGACGAAUUCCGGUAUACAUAAGUGUGUGGUUAUGCGGCGGCGAGUGAUAUGACAGCUUUCGCCACCAGACGGAUUCCGGCCGUCUUCAUGAGGAUACUGGUGACAAGUCUGGCCCCGAGAUCAUGGUGGCUCCCGAUUCCGAGGCAGCUUCGAAUCCUCGGAUAACGUCUAGUCACGAAAUUCCAUCCGUCACGGAGGCUCGCCAUAACGGCGAUUUGUACAUACGCACCAGUUGGGUGGAUGCGGCUCUAGCUCUCUCCGAACUCGAAAAGGGUAACAUCGAGGGCGGGCGGACGUCGCUCUGGAUCCGCGCGUGGCUCCAGGAGCAGCUGUUCGUAUUGGGCUGUUUCCUACAGGGAGACGCCGGCAAAGUCCUCUUCGUAGCCAUCUUAGUUCUAUCCACGUUCUGCGUCGGUCUCAAAUCCGCACAAAUACACACGAGAGUCGACCAACUUUGGGUCCAAGAGGGUGGUAGACUAGAAGCAGAACUAAAAUACACUGCCCAAGCCCUAGGCGAGGCGGAUUCCGCAACUCAUCAGCUCAUUAUACAAACUGCCAAAGAUCCAGACGUGUCAUUGUUACACCCAACAGCUUUACUAGAGCACCUCAAGGUAGUACACGCUGCCACUCGGGUGACGGUUCAUAUGUACGAGAUCGAGUGGCGGCUGAAGGAUCUCUGCUACAGCCCUAGCGUCCCCGAUCUAGAAGGCUAUCACCAUAUCGAGUCCAUUAUCGAUAAUGUGAUACCCUGCGCCAUCAUCACGCCACUCGAUUGCUUCUGGGAAGGCUCUAAAUUGCUUGGCCCUGAUUACCCUAUUUUUGUACCUCAUCUGCAACACAAGCUACAAUGGACGAAUUUAAAUCCGCUAGAAGUGAUAGAAGAAGCGAAGAAAUUGAAGUUUCAGUUCCCAUUGGGUACCAUGGAGGCAUACAUGAAGCGAGCUGGUAUCACCUCCGCUUACAUGAAGAAGCCGUGCCUCGACCCCACCGACCCCCACUGUCCCGCCACGGCGCCCAACAAGAAGUCUGCUCAUGUCCCCGAUGUGGCGGCGGAGCUGUCUCACGGGUGCUACGGUUUCGCGGCGGCAUACAUGCACUGGCCCGAGCAGUUGAUCGUCGGAGGUGCAACCAGAAAUACAACGUCAGCCCUGCGCAGCGCGCGCGCCUUGCAAACGGUUGUACAGCUGAUGGGCGAGAGAGAGAUGUACGAAUACUGGGCCGACCAUUAUAAAGUACACCAAAUAGGAUGGAAUCAAGAGAAGGCGGCCACGGUUCUGGACGCCUGGCAGAGAAAGUUCGCUGCGGAAGUACGAAAACAGACGACAUCAGGCUCAGUAUCACAAGCCUACAGUUUCUACCCAUUCUCAACGUCUACUCUUAACGAUAUUUUGGGAAAGUUCUCUGAAGUAUCGCUCAAGAACAUAAUCCUCGGUUACAUGUUAAUGUUAAUUUAUGUUGCUAUCACCUUAAUCCAAUGGAAGGACCCCAUUCGUUCACAAGCUGGGGUCGGUAUAGCCGGAGUUCUCCUACUCUCAAUCACUAUUGCAGCUGGAUUAGGAUUUUGUGCUUUAUUAGGUAUACCAUUUAAUGCAUCAAGUACGCAAAUAGUACCAUUUCUUGCCCUUGGAUUGGGAGUACAAGAUAUGUUCCUAUUAACGCACACGUACGUGGAGCAAUCGGGGGAUGUCCCAAGAGAAGAAAGAACGGGCUUGGUACUGAAGAAAAGUGGAUUGAGUGUUCUUUUGGCGUCGUUAUGCAAUGUCAUGGCUUUCCUCUCAGCAGCUCUGUUACCUAUUCCAGCAUUUCGUGUUUUCUGUCUUCAGGCUGCCAUUUUGUUACUGUUCAACCUUGGCUCUAUGUUGUUGGUGUUUCCGGCUAUGAUAUCACUGGACCUUCGACGUAGAUCUGCCGCAAGAGCUGAUCUAUUAUGUUGCUUGAUGCCCGAAAGCCCACUCCCAAAAAAGAGAUUCCCUGAGCGAUCGCGGGCUAGAUCAGGAAAGAAUGACAAGAAUCGAGUUGAUACGACACGACAACCUCUUGACCCCGAUGUGAAUGCUGGAGAGCCGAAACCUUGUUGCUUGAGUCUGUCAAUUACAAAAUGGGCUAAUGAUCAUUAUGCACCAUUUAUAAUGAAACCGGCAGUAAAAGUUAUGUCCAUGUUGGCACUGAUCGCAGUUAUCUUAGCUAGCUUAUGGGGUGCAACCAAAGUCAAGGAUGGACUAGAUCUAACAGAUAUUGUACCGGAGAAUACUGAUGAACACGAAUUUCUGUCACGCCAAGAAAAGUAUUUUGGAUUCUACAAUAUGUACGCAGUGACUCAGGGUGAUUUCGAAUAUCCGACGAAUCAGAAACUUCUUUACGAGUACCACGACCAGUUUGUCAGAAUACCGAAUAUAAUAAAGAACGAUAACGGUGGAUUGACGAAAUUUUGGCUCAGCCUUUUCCGUGAUUGGUUGCUAGAUUUACAAGCAGCGUUCGACAGGGAAGUCGCCAGUGGGUGCAUAACACAAGAGUACUGGUGUAAAAACGCAAGUGACGAGGGAAUACUCGCAUAUAAGCUUAUGGUCCAAACUGGUCACGUGGAUAACCCAAUUGAUAAAUCGCUGAUCAACGCCGGCCACAGAUUGGUCGAUUCUGAUGGAAUAAUAAAUCCCAAAGCCUUCUACAAUUAUUUAUCCGCUUGGGCUACUAACGAUGCGUUAGCGUACGGAGCGUCACAGGGCAACUUGAAGCCGCAGCCUCAGAGAUGGAUUCAUUCGCCAGAGGACGUGCACCUGGAAAUUAAAAAAUCGUCGCCGCUAAUUUAUACACAGCUUCCGUUUUAUUUAUCGGGCUUGAGCGAUACGGAUAGCAUAAAGACUCUAAUAAUGUCAGUACGAGAGCUGUGUCUAAAGUAUGAAGCUAAAGGUCUACCGAAUUUCCCGUCUGGAAUCCCGUUCCUCUUUUGGGAGCAGUAUUUGUACUUGAGAACAUCAUUGUUGAUGGCGCUUGGGUGUGCUCUUGCUGCAAUAUUCAUUGCCGUAAUGGUGGUAUUGCUAAACGCUUGGGCGGCACUUCUGGUGACGUUGGCAUUGGCAACACUGGUGCUGCAGCUGUUGGGUGCGAUGGCUCUUUUCGGCAUAAAGCUCUCGGCGAUGCCUGCUGUACUACUAGUAUUGGCAGUCGGACGGGGCGUACAUUUCACUUUGCAUCUUUGUUUGGCGUUCGUGACCGCGGUUGGAUGCGCACGACGACGCGCGUGCGUUGCUCUGCGUGCUGUCGCAGCUCCGGUGCUACAAGGAGCCAUAGCCGGUGCCCUCGCCGCCGCCAUGUUGGCUGCUAGCGACUUCGGUUUCGUGGCGAGACUGUUCCGGGAACUCUUACUGGCGCUGGUAGUGAUGGGUCUCAUCGACGGUCUACUCUUCUUCCCCAUACUCCUCUCCAUAUUAGGCCCAGCUGCUGAGGUUCGACCUUUGGAACAUCCGGAUCGACUCUCGACUCCCUCGCCGAAGAGUUCACCGAAACAUCAGCGCAAAUCGAGCUCCAGUUCUGGUGGCAACGAUAAGUCGAGCAGAACAAGCAAAUCUGCACCAAGACCGUGCGCUCCCUCCCUCACAACUAUAACAGAGGAGCCUUCUAGCUGGCAUAGCUCGGCCCAUUCGGUGCAGUCGUCCAUGCAGUCCAUUGUGGUCCAACCGGAGGUGGUGGUGGAGACGACUACGUACAAUGGAAGCGAUUCAGCAUCGGGACGAUCUACACCCACCUCCAAGACUACGCACUCCGGCCCUAUAACUACUACAAAGGUUACUGCCACGGCAAACAUAAAAGUGGAAGUAGUGACACCGAGCGACCGUAAGUCCCGACGCUCCUACCACUACUACGACCGACGGAGAGACCGCGACGACGACCGAGACCGAGACCGGGACCGCGACCGAGAUCGGGACCGGGAUCGAGACCGGGACCGUGAGCGAGACAGAGAUAGAUCGCGGGAACGAGAUAGAAGAGACCGGUAUCGAGACGAGAGGGAACAUCGCGCGUCGCCGAGAGAAAAUGGCCGUGACUCCGGACAUGAAAGUGAUUCUUCGCGACAUUAGAACAAUGGUAGCUAAGUGUUUUAUCUGUAUCUUCCAAUGAAUCAAAGCAAAGUGAAUAUUUCACACCUCAAAUAAUAGAAAUUCGCACUCAACUUACGGCAGUAUUAAGGAAAUGUAAUUUUAAUUAUAUUUGUUGUAAUAGUGGAGGCUAUUAGACGCACCGCAUUUUUAUUUGCAACUUUAGUGUAAAUCUGUUUUAAUCCACAACAAAAAAAUAAUCAAUUUUAAUAAAUUUAGAGACUUCGAGACCGCAAUCAAUGCCUUGAUUUUAUUUUAUAACUUUGUGACUUUGUAGAGUUUUAAAUUUUUUUUAUGAACAAGAAAGUCAGUUGGUGGGCUUUAAUCUUGUGUCCCUCAAAUUACAAAAGUGUUCCUACUAUAAAGACAUUUUCUUUACCAUUAAAUAAUUAAUAUAUUAUAUUGCGAUACGUCUUAAGACUGCGGACGAUUUAUUUAUUUAUUUGUGACUUUUCACCACUGAGAACGCAUACUCAGGUUUAUUGUACAAAUUACUAGUUAGGUUGUAUAUUCUAUAAGGCAUUUAUUUAUGAGAUUACCUAGAUUAUAUUAUAUAUGUGUUGUGAUCACGAUGCGCGAUCACGUUUCGAACAAGACUGCUUUAGUGAACGAUAUCGAAUCUGCUUAAUAAAGCGACACAUACUAGAGAAAUGUUAGGUAUAUUAUAUAAAUGAUCUGUUAAAAUAUUUUAAGCACUUAGUAGGGUAUUUUAAUGUUUGACAAUGUAAAAAAAUAACUGAAAGACUUUUUGUGGUAGCUCUUUUAUAGUUUUUAAAGUUUACCUAUAUGAAUCUCCAUCAUUAUGAAAGUAUGUGUUGCUUAAAAAACUCAGCUAGGAAGUAAAUUGACCUCGAAAAGUGUUAUCCUCAGUAGAAUCCUUAGUAUGUGACAUGUGCAGAGUACUUAUUAGUUUAUAAUAAUUUAUAAUUGUGUAACUUAUCAGUAAAAUAUAGUUAUGCUGUAAAUAUAGAGGUAGUCCACUUUUACGUAGCCAACGCACAAACUUGUAACGCACACAUUUGGUUGUUUAAUAUGUAGAAGUGCGUUGCGUGAUGAUGAUUAAUUUUGACAUAUUGUCGAUAAACUGUAGCUGUAGUUCGCACUUUGUAUCGUAAAUAGU
This is a messenger RNA of Aricia agestis (brown argus), 5377 nucleotides long. RefSeq names its product protein patched (gene ptc). Gene Ontology annotation, molecular function: hedgehog receptor activity; hedgehog family protein binding; smoothened binding. Bases 289 to 4239 code for a protein of 1316 amino acids. The transcript has 16 exons. The record is from RefSeq and is a predicted model, not a curated record. Lineage: Eukaryota; Metazoa; Arthropoda; Insecta; Lepidoptera; Lycaenidae. Gene Ontology annotation, cellular component: plasma membrane. Gene Ontology annotation, biological process: smoothened signaling pathway.